AUGAUAAAUAGUGUCGUCACCGGCAGAAUGGCGAAAGCGAAAAUGACGAAAAAGGCUUUCAUUCAAGAAUCGGAGCGUCAAGAACGCGUCAAACUCGAAGGAAUCGAACGAAAAGCCCGGUCUGCUGAGCGCCGCCUCGAGCAAGAAGAAACAAUCGUUACCGUUCCGGGACCAAAGUUGCGUGAUUUUGGGGAGAUCGGCUGGACUUGGGAGAUGUGGUUUAAUUACUUCGAUUCCUUGAAUGUUGAUAGAUUGCUGUUAAUUGAAAGUUAUGCCAGGAUUUUGAAUGUGCCGCAUUUGAAGAGUCAUCAGUUGAAAAAAACUUUUCAGCCAGAACCGCGGAUAAUUCAAAUGAUCGCGAAAGAAAUGGGCAUCACGAUAAGAAUAAACAAUAUCGACCACGAGUACGAAAUCGAAAAGGAACUCCAAUUCAUUCAGGACAACGAUCUUUUCCCAGCUUCGCCAGAAACUAAUCCGAAAAAUCUAACUAAAAAGAUCCCUUGCGUCGCGAUUAUGGGUCACGUCGACCACGGAAAAACCACCCUUCUGGACCAUCUCCGUUCGUCAUUCAUAGCGGACGCGGAAGCUGGAGGAAUUACUCAACAUAUCGCUGCGUUCAGUGUCAAAGUUCUUGGAGAAAAAAUGACGUUUUUGGACACGCCCGGGCACGCUGCUUUUCGAGCGAUUCGAGAACGAGGCGCGUCAGUUGUUGACCGUGUUAUUGUCGUCGUUGCGGCUGAUGAUGGAGUCAUGCCACAGACCAUCCAGUCUGUCGAGUUUGCGAAGAAAUCCAACACGCCAAUCACCUUUGUCAUCACGAAGAUGGACAGAAAGGGAGCGGAUAUCGAGAGAGUCACGGCGCAAAUUCGCAACUAUUUCGACAGCGAGGAUGUUUUCCCAAUCUCUGCAAAGACAGGAGAAGGGGUUGAAGAAAUGCUCUUGUUUCUCCAAGAAAGUAUUGAAGAACAAAAUCUCAAGGCCGCGAAAACCGGCGAUGCAGAAGGAUUCAUUCUCGAAACACAAGCACCGAAGACUGGACUCGGUCUUGUCUCGACCGUUUUAAUCAAUCGUGGUGAACUGAAAUCGGGGCAACACGUGAUUGCUGGAACGCAUGUGGCGAAGAUUAGACAGUUGUUUGAUGAAAAGAUGAAGAAAGUAAAGAAACUUGGACCGGGGGAGUUUGGACUUGUUGUUGGAUUCAAAAGUCGGCCAGAUCCUGGUGCGUUUUUUCAAGCGACAAAGAAGACACUUGCCGAAAAAGCGAAGAAAUUCAGAGAAGCAGAAGCGAGAAAGCAGUUUGAGAUGCAAUACAACAUUGAAAACAACUCCUCAGAAAAUAUGGACUACGACAAAGAAAUCAUGCGACGAAAAAUCGAAAAAGGCUACUAUCGACUAACGACCGAGCAAAGAACCCACAUUGAUCUGAUGAUUCAAGCGAAAAAACUUGAAGCCCUGGAAAUUCAAAAAGAAAAGUCCUUCCAGUUUCUCGUGAAAGGCGAUGUUUCUGGCUCCGUUGAAGCUAUCAUAGAUGCAAUUGGAAAAUACGAGCCGGAAGAUGAUGAGCCCUUGAUGUCGAUUAUUAACUUUGAUGUUGGUCCCAUCUCGACUGCUGAUAUAAAAGAAGCUUUUUCAGGAAUGAUUUCAAUAGAAAAGUUAUUAAAUAGAUCUCUUUUAAAAUCGUCAUAA
This is a messenger RNA of Oikopleura dioica, 1686 nucleotides long. The record is from the annotation of a GenBank genome assembly. Lineage: Eukaryota; Metazoa; Chordata; Appendicularia; Copelata; Oikopleuridae.